This is a messenger RNA of Oryzias latipes (Japanese medaka), 750 nucleotides long. NCBI's taxonomy places the organism in Eukaryota, Metazoa, Chordata, Actinopteri, Beloniformes, Adrianichthyidae. The record is from RefSeq and is a predicted model, not a curated record.
ACGGACAGUUGUAUUUGUUUGAGUGACAGUGAGAAAGACGUGGCCUCCGCUGCGGGUGAGGAAGCGCUGGACAGCAUGUCGGAGGAGGAGGACCUGUCUGACUCCGUGCCUGACGCGCCGGUACCGGCCGCGCAGGUGUCUGCUGCGCCGGUACCUGCGGCGCAGGUAUCUGCUGCGCUCCACGGCGACAGAAGACCGGACGACACGUCAGCUGAGGGGGGAGGCGUUCUCGGUCAACAGGCGGCUCACAGCGGCUCAGACCUGUUCCGAGCGGCGGGGGAUCCAGCUGAGAUCCUACUGUCGACAGCCGAUGUUCCCGUGAGGGAGGGUGAGCAGCACCGGACCAAUGCCGCUACUCCCAUCCGGGCGGGGGGGGCCCACGGAGUUGGCCCUGCCUCGUUAAAAUCUGUUCCCGUGAAGGGGGGAGCUCAGCCCCAGAACGCUGGCUCUGCCCCUGGCCGGGCGGGAGAGGCUGCGGACCUCGUCCCGAAAGGAAUGUCUGGAAUGUGCGACGCUGCUGCCUCAGCUCCGCUGGAGGGAGAAAUCCGACGGAGAGAGGAGAGCUGCGGUGAAAUGAGCAUGACAUCCUUUUCUUUACCCCCUCAGGACAAAGUGGACGUGACUGACGACGUGGACGAUUCAGACAUGGAAGUUGACAGGCUGACGCUCCAGCAGCGGAGGACACUCUCUAUGAAGCAGACUGGGAAGGCGAAGAAGAAGAAAUCGGCGAAGUAAGAGACAUCUUGAAGA